AUGUCGACAGAUGCAAGCGCCUCGGCUCCCGUGGUCAAAGAUGCCGCCCCGGUUAAUGCCGUACCUGCGUUGGCGGCCGGUACACCGGCCGCGACCGGCGCAAACAGCGUCGCUAGCACGGCGAACCAGAUCCUAUUCAAGAAUGAGCUCUACACGAGCAUGAAGCAGAAAACAAUGGACCAAGAGCUGAUGGCAAGGUUCAACAGAGAGGCUCACGAAGAGGAGAAGCGAAAGUUUGAGAAAGCGAGGGCAAAGGUGGCUAGGCUGGAAAACAAGAGAAAGGUCCUGAUAGGCGUCGGCGACAUGGUCGGUCCACCGGGGUGCGACCCCAGCGAAUGCUCCUCCGCCUCCGUCGCGGUGGAUCUGGGGCUUCAAGACACCGUCCGUGACGUCAAGAAAAGGCUCAUUGCCGAGGCCGGCUGGAGGGACGAGCUUCCCUCCGACUUCGGCCUCUUCAACGACGUGUCGGAGGAACCUUUGAUGGAUGGGCAGUCGAUAGAUGCGGCGUUGGCACCAAGCAAACCGUCGUCGGCCAAAAAAGGGGUGUCAAGGCGAGGCGGUAGUAGAGCUACUGCAGCUGCAUCGAUUCGUCUUCCUCGUCCGUAUGUAGGUGUGUUGUGGGCGGCAAGAUUAGGUUGA
Molecule: messenger RNA, 639 nt
Organism: Ectocarpus siliculosus
Lineage: Eukaryota; Phaeophyceae; Ectocarpales; Ectocarpaceae
Source: the annotation of a GenBank genome assembly